This is a messenger RNA of Conger conger (European conger), 2890 nucleotides long. RefSeq lists its product as uncharacterized. Gene Ontology annotation, biological process: DNA integration. The transcript is spliced from 3 exons. Lineage: Eukaryota; Metazoa; Chordata; Actinopteri; Anguilliformes; Congridae. The record is from RefSeq and is a predicted model, not a curated record. The coding region runs from base 173 to 2890 and encodes 905 amino acids. Gene Ontology annotation, molecular function: nucleic acid binding.
UGUGAGGGAGGUGUGGCAGGGGAACUGUGAUGGACUGUCUCACGUUGAACAGGGCCUGCUGUGGCAGCUGUUAUUAGAGUUUAAGGACAGUUUUUCCCUAUCAGAGGAUGACGUGGGCCAGACCCACCUAGCCCAACACAGCAUCGACACAAGGGAUGCCCCGCCCAUCAGGAUGAGACCCCGCCGUCUUCCGAUGGCUAGACAGGCAGCGGCGGAGAAGGCGUUACGGAACAUGCAGCGUGCUGGACUCAUUGAACCCUCCACCAGCCCCUGGGCCGCUCCAAUCGUCAUGGUCCCCAAGAAGACAAAGGACGACUGGCGCUUCUGCGUGGACUUCAGACGCCUCAAUGGCGUGACCAAAAGGGACGCCUACUCCUUUCCACGAGUCGACGAGUCCCUCGAUGCAGUGGCAGGGUCCUCCUGGUUCACGUCGUUGGAUCUACGCAGCGGAUACUGGCAGGUCCCCCUCACCCCCGAUGCCAGACCCAAAACCGCCUUCGUCACACACGGGGGCCUGUGGCAGUUCAAAGUUCUUCCCUUCGGCCUCUGCAAUGCACCCGCCACGUUCGAGAGGCUGAUGGACAACGUGCUCGCGGGGAUCCCCCGUCAGGAGUGUGUCGUAUAUCUAGACGACAUCCUGGCCCAUGGAGACUCAUUUGAGACGGCCCUCGGGGCGCUCAGACGCGUACUGGAGAGGGUGACUGCAGCGGGUCUGAAGUUAAACCCCCAGAAAUGCCGCUUCAUGAGACGGGAGGUCAGAUUUCUGGGGCACAAGCUGGGUUCUGGCGGCAUCGGCACCGCGCAUGAAAAGGUGCAGGCGGUGGAAGACUGGCCCACCCCCAGCUCCGGUUCCGAAGUGAAAAGUUUCACAGGACUAGCCUCCUACUACAGGAGAUUUGUGAGGGACUUCUCCACAAUAGCCGCACCCCUGUUCCGGCUGCAACGGCCCAGGGAGAAGUUCAUCUGGACAGACGAGUGCCAGAGAGCAUUCACCUCGCUGAAGAAGGCCCUCUUGGAGGCCCCCGUCCUCACCCCCCCCGACCCCACCCUGCCCUUCAUACUCGACACGGACGCCAGCAAUGUCGGCGUGGGGGCGGUGCUGUCGCAGGUGACCUCGGAGGGGGAGAAGGUAGUGGCGUACUACAGCGGAUCACUCAAUAAGCACGAACGCCGCUACUGCGUCACCAGGCGGGAACUGCUCGCCGUGGUCAUGGCUGUCGAACACUUCAAGUAUUACCUCGGGGGCCUGCACUUCACAGUCAGGAGUGACCACUCCGCCUUGCAGUGGCUCAUGACCUUCAGAGAGCCAGAGGGUCAGUUGGCACGCUGGAUCGAGGAACUACAGGCGUACGACUUCAACGUGAUCCACCGUGCGGGUAGACAGCAUGGGAACGCAGACGCGCUUUCCCGCCGGCCCUGCGCCGCUGACGGCUGUCGCUACUGUGAAAGAAGAGAGAGGGGGUGGAAAGACGCGGCCACAGGGGAGACGCUGUGGCAGGUGGUCGUGCCCAGGGCCCUGCGGGAAACGGUGCUACAAUCAGUCCACGGAGCCCCUGGAUCUGGUCACUUCGGGGUCAGCAAAACGCUCCGCCGCCUUCGUCAGGGGUUCUACUGGGGCCAACAUGGGCGGGACGUGGGGGACUACUGCCGCCGCUGUGACAGCUGCACAGCACGUAAAGGCCCCACGGGCACAUCUCACUGCCAACUCCAGCAGUUUCCGACAGGCUGUCCCAUGGAGAGAGUGGGGAUGGACGUGCUCGGGCCGUUUCCUCGCUCGGAGAAAGGUAACCGCUACAUCCUCACUGCCAUGGAUUACUUCACUAAGUGGCCGGAGGCAUACUGCCUGCCGGACCAAGAAGCAGAGACGAUAGUAGAUGCGCUGGUGGAGGGGAUGUUCAGCAGACUGGGGGUCCCGGAGGUCAUUCACACUGACCAAGGCAGAAACUUUGAAUCCCGCGUGUUUGCGGCCAUGUGCGAAAAGCUUGGCUCCCACAAGACUCGCACCACACCCCUCCACCCGCAAAGCGACGGACUAGUCGAAAGAUUUAACCGCACGCUGGGACAGCAACUGGCCAUAGUGACGGCUAAACACCAGCGAGACUGGGACGCGCAUGUCCCCCUGGUGUUGAUGGCGUACCGGUCUGCGACGCAAGACUCCACCUCCUGCUCCCCCGCCCUUCUCAUGCUUGGCAGGGAGAUUAGGACCCCGGCUGAGAUGAUGUUGGGCAGGCCGCCCGACCUCCCGGCGGACUCCCCGGGGCUUGAAUAUGCCCGGAAGCUGCAGGAUCGAUUGGAGUGUGCCCACGAGUUCGCCAGGAAUCAGCUACGGAGCGCAGGGGCGAGACAGAAGAGAAAUUACGACGUGCACACCAAGGGGCAGCAUUUCACGGCCGGGGAGCUGGUCCGGGUUUACAACCCCCAGAGAAAGAAAGGCAGGUGCCCCAAACUGGACAGCAAGUGGAUGGGGCCCUGCAGGGUCCUCGAGAGACUGGGCGAAGUCGUGUACAGGGUCCAGCUGCCGGCAAGAGGUAGGAGAGUCGCCCUGCAUCGAGAUAGACUGGCCCCCUACCGGGGCACGGGCACCCCCCCAGGAGAAGGGGGUGAACGGCGCGGUAACCGGGUUGACAACCCGACUUCCCCCCACCCCGCCCCGCCCAAUUCCCCCCCCCCCGAUGGACUACCAACCCCCCGCCCCACCCCACCCAACUCCUCCCCUGAUGGACCGUCACCCCCCCGCCCCUCCCCACCCAAAUUCCCCCCCGAUGGACUGUCGCCCACCCACCCCUCCCCGCCCAGGCGGGCCAGGAGGAGAACAACCGGAUUCGGGAACGUGAGCGAGAAAGAGCCGGCAGAGUCGGCGGGUUUAAUUGGCCGGUUCCACCUUCCCUAG